AUGACAACCAGCGAUACAGCGGAGCAGGUGUAUGAAAGCGACGCCAACGUCGGCGUGAUACUGGACUUUUUACUGGAUUUGGUGCUGUACGAGUUGCCCUCCUCGACCACUGCGGGUGCGAUGAUUUAUGGCUUGAUGACGCCGCGAGUGGAGCGACUGCAACGCGUUAAAGUGACCGAGUUAAAACGAGAAACUCUUUACGAACGUCAGCUGCACGCUCUGAAGCUUGUAAAAGAGAUGGGAAUUUCGACAAAACUCAAGCUUCCAGUCUAUUUCGCAGGUAGUGCUUCUUUCCACCACGCAGUGAAGGCGUUUAGCGAUGAACAACUAUCGUAUUUGGUUAAGUACGAAGAAAAGGAGUUGGAGGAUGCAGAUGUGAUGCGUCGACUGAUGACAUUGGUGCUUGGCAGUCAAGUGGCUCAAAGCUCUGGGGCUAUCGAGGGCGAUGAUGCACUUCUGUUGAUGAACCGAACACGCUUGGCCGACGCCAGUAUAUUGCAGACGCUGACACUGUUGUCAGUCUCCGAAGCAGCGACGAACGUCCUACCUUUGAUGUUGCAACUGUUGUGCCACUUAAUGUUCGGUACUGAGCCUUCCCGACCGCCAAAUGUGGAGAGCAAGAUCAAGUUAGCGAGUGUGCGGUUAUGUCAGUGGACUUUCCACCAUUGUCAGCUACCUAUGCUGGAAGGUUUACUGGGCCCUGUAAUGUUCCCAACGUUGUUACGACUACUAAUGAAUCCACAUACCGAGAGUGAGGCAUCCAGCGCGGAAUUUGUACGGGAAUUCCGCCAGGGUGUGUACGAGACGCUGUCAGUUCUUGCAACGCGUGUGCCCACACUGGUCGCAGCGUCGGAACAGGCUUUCCAGGUGCUGCUUGUGCGUUGUCUUGCCGAAGAAGAGCAUCGCACUGGUGCCGGUGCGAACGCUUUGAAGGCGUUUACGACCUUAGCGGGUGCGUACGCGGCGGCAGCGUCACCGGAAGUGAGAAGUAAAGUUCAUCAAGAGCUGGUUGGGCUGUUAAAUGGCUCGAAACUAUUUGAUAGCGGCAAGAAUUAUGCUCGCGUACGAGCUGCGAUUGCUGCCUGGUGUGUUGAACAGUUGACGACGUCAGGGUCCGGUGGGAAUGAUGAUAUUACGAUGCGGUUUGCUGUGCUACGGCUGAGCGCAGUUCCAGACGAAGAUACCCGACGUCUGUCGGAUAAAGCUUUAUUCGCCAAGCCACUGCCAUCUACUGCUGCACUGGCAAGAAGUUUGAGCGCAAAUUUCACGCAGAAGGACUUAAAGACGAGCAUGCAUGAUGCAGCUGAGAGCUGUGUGCGAUUCUGCGUUGAAAUCAUGAAAGCCUCGCCAGACAGCAACCAAGAAGACAGGAGCUGUGUGGUGGAGUACCUUGUACAGACACUGUUGGGGAUAGCAGAGUCCCAGAAUUCCGCCACAGCGACGUCUUCGUUGGUGUAUGAAACAACAGCAAGCGCUCUGGUGGAAGUGUGUGGGUUUGACGCUGACAGUAUGAGUGCCAUUUUGGCUGGUCAAGCGAAGGACCUUUACGAUGUUGUUGUGGUCAGCCAAGAUCGCGCGUUCCUGUCGAAUAUUGCGGCAAUUGUAACGUGUUCAUGCAGCGAUGGGUCGUUCACCGUCAGCCGGAUCGUGGCAGAUAUUAUUAAUGUUGGCAUGUCGAGACUCGAUACAAGCACAGGAAAACAACUGUCAGGGGCUGUAUACAUUCUUGGAAGUGCAUUGGGCUACCUUGGUGGGAAUCCUACUCUUGUGAAUGCUGCUUCGAGUCAAGAGAUGCAGAUGCUUUUGGCUUGUUUCCAGAAGAUGGCAGACCUUUUGGAGAACAAAAUCAAGGAAGGAUCGAACUUUGCUUCCUAUCCGAGAAGUGAACUUGCACUGAAUGAGCACGUGGGGCUACUACGAAGUGCCAUUGAUGCCAUUGGUAUCAGUGGUACACUACAGAGCUUCACGCGAGGACUUGAGUCUAGCGAAUGGAAUCGUCUAAAGAUCAAGACGCUCGAGUGUAUGAGGCAAGUAGUUGAGUGGAAGUUAAAGGCUGUUCAUUUCGAAGAUCAACUGAGUCCUAAGCUGGGAGCGUUAAAGCGAGUCGCAAUCGAGAAUCUCGGCCGAGCUGUGUCAGGAUUACCAGGAAUGACUACGCCCUCUGAGGUAUUUACAGCUCUCGAAGAAGUCCUGAACGCUCUGCUUAGUCUCGGUAAUGAAGAGGAUACCGAGCUGCAGUUUGACGUUGGCGAAGGCCUCGUCGCUCUUGGAACUCACGAUGUUAGUGAAGAGUUUACAACUGAUCGCCAGACCAAGUACGCCCACUUUGCAGAAAACCGUGCCGCUGUAGUUUUUGAGCGAGUUCUGGCCGAUUACGCGGGAUCUCGACAGCCCAAAGUUCGUCGAAACGCUACGAUUUGGCUGCUCUGUAUGUGUGCAGCUGGUCUAGGACCAGUUUCUGAUGGUGGGGAUGCAGUGAUGUCUACUACGUCGUGGAGAAGUGUAUUGGGAUCCCCUGCUUACUCACAGUCAGUGCUGGAGGUACACGAAUUCUUUGUGACGAUGCUGAACGAUGCGAACGAAGUCUCAAAGGAAAGCGCAGUGAAGGGCCUUGCUUACUUACGACUGCGCGCACCGACCGAAGAUAUGGGCGUUCAGUUCAGCGACAGUUUAUUCCGUCGACUGCGAUGCUUCCGAGCCUUUGCGUCUACUGCUGAUGCUGUUGAUGACGAUGAAAAUGCUGCGAAUACGGAUAGAGGGAAUGACCCGACUGCUACUGCAUCGUCACCUAGCUCUACCGUUGAGAACGCAGCAUAUCGUGAGGUCAGCAACGUAGCAGCAGAUGUUGGCGACCCGGAGCUCAUGUACGCGCUGCUUUACUUGAGCACAGCGGAUCCAAUAUGGGGGUCCCUGGCAUCGUCAUCUCGUACGUCUCUGCGAUUCAGCAAGUUCUCUUUUGUUGUAACAGACAAAGAAUUCCGGGCUUCAAUCGUAGCCAAAGCAGGCAGUCAAUGGAUGUCUGAGGACUACUCCAACAAGACGAAACUGGUGCCUUGGCUGUAUCUGCUCAAGUUCCACUCCAACAGCAAGGUAGCUGCCGUCAUGGGCAACUUGUGGGAGUUUGCGAAGGGGAACUCGGUCACUGUAUCAACAGCAAAAGGAGAGAAAACGUUGCUUCGACAGAACUGGACGCUUCUGUUUCAGUUCGCUUUGGCACGGCUGGAAAACGCCCGCAAUUUCAAGUAUCGUGAAGCUGCGUGUCUUGCACUUGUUGACCUGCUUAACGGAGCUGAGGCUGACGACGUACGAAGUGACUUCUUACGCCUCUGGAAAACUGCGUCACGUACGGUAGACGAUGUCAUGGAAGCUGUUGCGCUCUCUGGAGUCAAGCUGUACCGCUAUCUCGGUGAACUGAGUUUGCGUGUGGCUGCAAGCGACGCAACGUGUCGUUCUCAACUGCUGGAAUUCCUGGUCGGAGACGGGAUCGUAAACAAAAACACUAUCUGUCGCGCACUCAACACUGAAGGCUGUGGACAUGCAAGACCGCUUGGCGCCGCUGUUGUUGAAGCUUCUCGAGUACUUAUCAUCUCUGGAAAUGCCUGA
Phytophthora nicotianae INRA-310 is the source of this 3603-nucleotide messenger RNA. RefSeq lists its product as hypothetical. Lineage: Eukaryota; Oomycota; Peronosporomycetes; Peronosporales; Peronosporaceae. The transcript has 2 exons. Gene Ontology annotation, biological process: proteasome assembly. The coding region runs from base 1 to 3603 and encodes 1200 amino acids. Gene Ontology annotation, molecular function: molecular adaptor activity. The record is from RefSeq and is a predicted model, not a curated record.